AUGUUGAACGAGGAUGAGUUGAGGGAUGCAGUCCUCCUUGUUUGUACAUCCAGAGCACUUGUGCUACAUCUGGUGAAGGGCUUUACGAUGGGCUGGAUAGGCUGUCCAAUAACAUUGCGAACAAGGUAUUAUACUACACUCUCAAUUGAUGUUCGAAUUCUCGUCAACUAUCUGUAG
This is a messenger RNA of Linum tenue, 177 nucleotides long. The record is from the annotation of a GenBank genome assembly. Lineage: Eukaryota; Viridiplantae; Streptophyta; Magnoliopsida; Malpighiales; Linaceae.